AUGUCUGUUCAAAAUGCUAUGAAUUUGACUUCAAGUACAAAGGCACUUCUGCAAGAAUUGAGGGAUCAUGGUUGGGAUGAGUUUUUGCUAAAUGUCUAUAAAUUUGGAGAAAAUCAUGAUCUUGAAAUGCCUAAAAUGGAUGCAUCCUACUCAAUGGGGACUGGUCGUGGUUGUCAACAACAUGAUUUUGUCACAAAUGAACAUCAUUAUCAUUUUAGCAUGUUUAAUGUGAUUAUUGAUGUCCAAAUGACAGAGCUAAAUGACAGAUUCACGGAGCAAAGUAUAGAACUGCUUGUUUUGAGUGCUGCAUUGGAUCCUAAAGAUCACUUUAAAAGGUUUGACAUCAACAAGAUUUGUGAACUUGCAGAAAAGUUCUAUCCAGGAGACUUUGAUGCAUCAGAGGUACGUGCUUUAAGACUACAAUUAGAACAUUAUAGAUGUCAAGUAGUUUCCCAUAAAGAUUUUCAAGAUUUGUCUUCUCUUGCACAAUUGUGUAGACAAUUAGUUGAAACAGGCUUAGCUAAACUUUUCCCCCUAGUUGAUAUAUUGAUUCGUUUGGUCUUGACACUUCCUGUUUCCACUGCCACUACUGAACGUGCAUUCUCGGCAAUGAAAAUUAUAAAAACUCGGCUUAGAAACAAGAUGGAAGACGGAUAUCUUUCAGGUUGUAUGAUGCUUCACAUUGAAAAAGAAUAUGUUGAUGCUGUUGAUUCAGAGGAUGUAAUUGAUCAUUUCGAGUCUAUUGGAGAUCGUAGAGCUCAAUUUAGAUAA
Molecule: messenger RNA, 771 nt
Organism: Daucus carota subsp. sativus
Lineage: Eukaryota; Viridiplantae; Streptophyta; Magnoliopsida; Apiales; Apiaceae
Exons: 1
Coding region: 1-771 (256 amino acids)
Molecular function (GO): protein dimerization activity
Source: RefSeq, a predicted model, not a curated record